This is a messenger RNA of Penicillium malachiteum, 1197 nucleotides long. RefSeq names its product Mo25 family protein. The transcript has 4 exons. NCBI's taxonomy places the organism in Eukaryota, Fungi, Ascomycota, Eurotiomycetes, Eurotiales, Aspergillaceae. Gene Ontology annotation, biological process: intracellular signal transduction. Gene Ontology annotation, molecular function: protein serine/threonine kinase activator activity. The record is from RefSeq and is a predicted model, not a curated record. The coding region runs from base 1 to 1197 and encodes 398 amino acids.
AUGGCGUUCUUUUUCAAUCGUGGCCGCACGCGGCAACCAUCAGAAGUCGCCCGGACUACCAAAGAAUUAAUUCUCAAACUUCUGGACAAGCAGCCCAAGGUCCCUACCCCGAUGACCGCUCGCAUACAAUCGCUGACGAAACCCCAGGCCGAGGAAGAGCUAGUCAAGCAGCUCGGCCACAUGAAAGUGAUCGUCCAAGGAACGCAAGAAGUCAAUACAUCCCCGGAGCAGGUGCACGCCCUUGUGCAAGCAACACUCCAAGAAGAUCUUCUUCUUGAAUUAGUUCAAUUAAUCCACAAACUUCCGUUUGAGGCUCGAAAAGAUACACAAAGCAUUUUCUCCCAUUUCCUUCGGUUCCGACCUAACAAUUAUGCGCCCGACAAAGACCCGCCGGUUAUCUCAUAUAUUGUUCACCAUCGACCUGAGAUAUUAAUCGAACUAUGUCGAGGAUACAAUCAAAGCCAGAGCGCCAUGCCCUGUGGUGUAAUCUUGCGAGAAGCACUCAAGUUUGAUGUGGUGGCUGCCGUGGUCUUAUAUGACCAGUCCCACCCAGGGGAGCCUGCUGUACGACUCUCUGAUCUGAAGCCGAAUUUACCUCAAACGGGCGAAGGAGUAUUCUGGAAUUUCUUCGAUUGGAUUGAUAAGAGCAACUUUGAAGUCAGCGCAGAUGCGUUUACCACGUUCCGGGAGGUUUUGACCCGACAUAAAAACUUGGUAACGGCAUACCUAGCCACCAAUUUCGAUUUGUUCUUUGGUCGAUUCAACAGUACCCUCAUUCAGUCCGACUCAUAUGUGACCAAGCGACAAAGCAUUAAGCUUCUUGGCGAGAUCUUGUUGGACCGUGCGAACUACAACGUGAUGAUGGCUUAUGUGGAGAGUGGGGAGAAUCUGAAGCUAUGUAUGAAGCUUCUACGGGACGAUCGCAAGAUGGUCCAGUAUGAGGGGUUCCACGUUUUCAAAGUUUUUGUAGCCAACCCAAAUAAGUCGGUGGCUGUUCAACGCAUUCUGAUCAAUAACCGUGAUCGGUUAUUACGCUUUCUCCCUAAAUUCCUGGAGGAUCGAACUGAUGACGACCAAUUCACAGACGAAAAGAGCUUCUUGGUCCGACAAAUUGAACUCUUACCCAAGGAGCCAGUAGAACAGAGCAAGUCGACUCGCAAUGUACACCCUGGAGUCAACACGGCUACAGUGGCAUGA